Durotheca rogersii is the source of this 1880-nucleotide messenger RNA. RefSeq names its product putative mitochondrial processing peptidase alpha subunit. The transcript is spliced from 2 exons. Gene Ontology annotation, molecular function: metalloendopeptidase activity; metal ion binding. Bases 90 to 1823 code for a protein of 577 amino acids. Gene Ontology annotation, cellular component: mitochondrion. NCBI's taxonomy places the organism in Eukaryota, Fungi, Ascomycota, Sordariomycetes, Xylariales, Xylariaceae. The record is from RefSeq and is a predicted model, not a curated record.
CUACAGCCCUUGACUUUUUCUCAUCACUGUCAUUUUUCUUACUGUCUGGCCCUUCCUAUGCUGCGUGUCGCAAGUCUCGUGCCCUCAGUAUGUUUCGAGCCAGCUUGUCCAGGUUUUCAACUCGAGCCCGCCUCGCCUCUCCGCGACCAUGGGCUAGGCUGCUUCGGCCGCAGCAGAUCCGUGCAUUAGCCACCGUGGACAUUCCCAGUGCACAGGAGCCGACGCAGCUCGACCAAGUAACCACCUUGCCCAAUGGCAUACGGGUGGCCUCCGAAGCCCUCCCGGGCUCCUUUUCCGGCGUUGGCGUUUUCAUCGAGGGCGGAUCGAGAUUCGAGAAUAGUCACUUGACCGGCGUAAGCCACAUCGUGGACCGGCUGGCUUUUCACUCCACCUAUAACAAGAGCGCCGAGGAGAUACAUGAGAUAGCGGCGGAGCUUGGCGGCGGCAUACAAUGUGUCUCCUCGAGAGAAUCCAUGAUGUAUCAAGCCGCCAUCUUCAACUCGGCCGUUCCGAAGGCCACCGAGCUUCUCGCCGACACCAUCCAAAACCCCCUGAUCACGAACGAAGAGAUUGCCGCCGAGCUGAUGACGGCCCAAUACGAGGUCAAUGAGAUCUGGAAGAAGGCGGAGCUUAUCCUGCCUGAGCUGGUGCACAUGGCCGCCUUCAAGGGCAACACCCUGGGCAACCCCUUGCUCUGCCCUAAGGAGCGGAUAUCAGAAAUCAACGGCGCGGCGAUCCGGACGUACCGAGAUACAUUCUACCGCCCGCGGAAGACCGUCGUAGCCUUCGCAGGCAUCCCACACUCCCAGGCUGUGGAUCUAGCGACAGAAUAUUUCGGCGAUAUGAAAGAUCCCCAACAAUCCACAUCACGCGCAGGAUCGGAAACAUCCGUAGACCCGUCGUUGCUAGAUGCGGCCUCGGCCUCCUCCUCCUCGGCGCACUCCUCUGCGUCCUCAGCCUCGGCCUCAAGUUUCAUAUCCAAGAUACCCCUGUUCAAGAACCUGUCCACCUCCGCAAGCCACAAGGCCUCCUUAUGGAGCUCACCAGUAGUCACGCCACCCAGCCUAGAAGAGAUCACCAAGCCGGCUCACUACACCGGUGGUUUCAUUUCGCUGCCUCCUCAGCCUCCUUCCACAAUCCCCAACCAGCAAACCUUCACCCACAUCCACAUCGCCUUCGAAGGAUUGCCUAUUGGUUCGGACGACGUCUAUGCGCUAGCGACGAUAAACACCCUCCUCGGCGGGGGCGGGUCUUUCUCCGCCGGCGGACCCGGAAAGGGUAUGUUUUCCAGGCUGUAUACCAACGUCCUCAAUCAGCAUGCUUGGGUAGAGUCCUGCGUCGCCUUCAACCAUUCCUACACCGAUUCCGGGCUCUUCGGGAUCUCCGCCCAGUGCAUGCCGGGCCGCACCCAACAUAUGCUCGACUCCAUAUGCCAGGAAUUGAGAGCGCUCACCGUGCAUACGGGCUUCUCCCGCCUCGGCCAUGCCGAGGUCAGCCGCGCCAAGAACCAGCUCCGCUCCAGCCUGCUGAUGAACCUGGAGAGCCGGACGGUCGAGCUCGAGGAUCUGGGCCGACAGGUGCAGGUGCACGGCCGCAAGGUGCCGAUCCAGGAGAUGUGCCAGAAGAUCGAGGCGCUCUCGAUCGAGGACCUCCGCAGGGUGGCUACGAUGGUCGUCGGAGGGCAGGUCCGGAACAAGGGCCUGGGGAGCGGGGCCCCGACCGUGGUUCUGCACGAGGCGCUGGACCCGUUCAGCUCGUCGAAGCCGAUAACGUGGGAGGAGAUACAGGAUCGGAUAUACAGAUGGGGGUUAGGGAAAAGGUAAAACGACGGGUCACAUCGUGGCCCUACCCCUCCUCCUUCCUCCCUCUUCUCCCUGGGA